UAAACUAUCGUGUACAGAGACCCAGGGCAGCGCAGCCGGCAACGACACAGUUCUGCUCCCCACGUGACGCUGCUGCGGUUGGAGGAGAAGCAGGAAGUGGGAGUGGCUGCCGUGGCAACAGGGGUCACGUGUGCUCCUGUAUGUCGUCACGCUCUGCGUGUUGUCAAGUAUGCUGCUGUUGCUGCUUGUAUAGGUGCAUACGGCUCUCCCUUUCUCUACCUCAGGCUUCCCCUAUGGCCAGCAUCAUGUGGUGAUUCCUUUGAUGACUGGUGCCAUACAGACCUCGUGCAAUAGGAAGAUGAUCCUAUACCCGUGACCUGCAAAAAGAAGGAAAAUGAUCACCUACCGCACCCCUCUUUCUGGUCUGGGCACAUUAGACUUUGCUCUGGAUUACUCCUCGUGGAGCACAUGCUACACCCUAAUAGCCGUUGGCUUCCUGACCUACUUGGGGAUUUUUGUAUUUUGUCACCUUGCGUCAGUUCUUCUUUUUGCUACCUACAGAUCACUCUCUGCCAAGGAGAAGGUAUUUUGGGACCUUGCAGCUACACGUGCAGUAUUUGGAGUGCAGUGCAUUAGUGCCGGCUUAACUGCAUUACUCUUGGACCCUGUACUCCUUGCCGAUCAGAUCACCGCUCAGCAGGGAUGGUCUUAUUUUACUAUUCUAAUAGCAACUGGAUUCUUUCUGUUUGAAAACAUAGCACUUCAUAUAUCCAAUCUCACAUUCUGGACAUUUGAUGUAUUCCUGUCUGUCCACCACUUUUUUGCUUUUAUAGGGUAUUUUGGGGCAGUGAACAAUGGCACAAUCGGCCAUUAUUUGCCUAUAGUGACAUUAUUACUGGAGAUGAGCACUCCGUUCACUUGUAUUUCAUGGAUACUGCUAAAGGCUGGCUGGUCGCAAACAUUAUUUUGGAAGAUGAAUCAGUGGGUUAUGAUUCACAUGUUCCACUGCCGCAUAGUCCUUACUUACCACCUGUGGUGGGUGUCUCUUUACAACUGGGAUCGUUUAGUGCGAUCUGCGUCAGUGGUAUACGUAUCAUUCUUCAUUGUCGGCUUGGCUUUAGUGACACUGGUAAUGAACCCAUAUUGGACUUACAAGAAGACUCAGCAGCUUCUGAAUCCUGUUGAUUGGAACUUUCAGCCAACAUUCCAAAAGCCAUUGGUGGAAAGAAAUGGCAGUGUUGGUCUGCAGAAGAAUAAAUAGAAGCAAGCUGCUAUUAAGGCCAUUCACUGAUCAUGUUUAGUGCAGUAUUGCGGUUGAUCAUGGUGUUAAAAACUAUCAUCAUCAGUAUUGACAUUUCAGACACCAAAAUGUAUUCUAGUUUUCAGUGUCACUCUGCAUCUCCGGUGGAUGCUGGGUAGUAUUUACUACAACAGGUAUUUAUUUCUCUUAUUUCAAAUCUAAGUUUGAAAAUAUGUUUUCACGGGUACAAAAUACUGUAUGUAAACUCCAAAUGCUCACCAGGAACAUGUUAUACAAAAGAGCAGCAUGUUUAAUUGGGUUAUUCUAUGUGAGUGAUAUAAUGCUUGUUUUUUUGGAAUUUGAUUAUAUUGUGUCCCAUCUUCUGGCUGGAUGGAUUCACCUAAACCAUUUACCAUUACUUGAUUUCAAGUAGUUUUUCCACCGCUGGUUAGCACUUCUCCAUAGGAAAUCUAAAUCAGUGUUGUUGUGUAUCUCCUCUACAUUCAAACUAGUUUAGACAUGAUACAUUAACAUAUAUGUACAUGAGAUAUGAAUCCUCUAGAACUAGAUAAAAUUAAGUAUUUCUACAAUUUAAAAUAAAAUACAUGGUUAAGAACGGCCACUGCAUAGUUUGAGCUAUUGCAGUUUUUUUUUUCUUCUUUCUCAAACAGUGGUGUAAUUACCUGGGGAGCAGGUUUUACAGGGACUGAUAGCUGAGGAUGAUCAGCUGGGGCCUGAUGCCCUCUGCAGUGAUCACUUACCUCUCUGCUAUGUGACCACAGCCAUACAGUUUGAAGCACCAUCAAGCUGUGCACAUGAGCUUUUUAUGGCUCUAAAUAAAAAUUCUGCCUGAAGUUCUAUUCCUCUCUGAGACAUAACUGUGGAGUGUUGUGUAGUUGCCAUGUUAGUAAGGUUGGAGGUAAAGGGGUGUGUUGCCCCUAAGUUCUAGCUACUCCCUUACAUCCAAACAUAUUUUCAUCACAUACAAACUGACUAAGUAGUGAGUGUAACUACUUGCUAAAAUGAUAUUUUUUUUGUCCGCAUACUGUAUAUAAAGUAAUUUAAUUCCGAGUGAAUCCGAACCAAUGCUGCUGAAGAUCCUUAGUAAAAGUACAAAAAAACUAAUGAAAAGAUAGUGUAUAACAAUCCAUCUGAAAUAUAAACAGCCCUUACCCUUAAUGUACUUGUGAGUCACAGUGCAUAACGAGAUCCGGUCUCUAGGUCGACAAGACUUAGGUUGACAGUGUCUAGGUCGACCACUAUUGGUCGACAGGGACUCUAGGUCGACAUGAGUUUUUCACACUUUUUUUUUCUCUCUCCAUUUUUCAUACUUUGAUCCACGUGGACUACAAUUGGGAACUGGAACCUGUGCCGAGCGCGGCGAGCCAUGUGAGGGUACAUAGUGCACUAAUUGGGGUUCCCCAUCACUCUGCAAAGAAAACUACACCAAUUUUUUGAAAAAAACUAAUGUCGACCUUUUUACAUAUCGACCUAGAGUCCCUGUCGACCUAGAAACCAUGUCGACCAAUAGUGGUCGACCUAGACACUGUCGACCUAAGUCUAUUCUAUCUAACAUACCACACGCGUGCAUAACUGUGUAAGAGAAGUUACUGUACACCAAAUAAGAGCCAGUGUGAUCAUACUCGCCUAUUUAAUAGGUGAUAAAUCUCAUGUAUUCAGAAGUGAUGUGCAGAUUCUAGCUGCUCCUACUAGACUCGGAAAUAUAUACAUAAUCUGCACUGUUGUAGCGAUUACUGUGAUAUAUCACACUCUCCUUUACACAGCAAAUAAACGCAUCCUAUAUGAAAAUAUUUCUUAAUCCAACAGAAAUGGAUUUAAAAGAUGAUAUUCUAAAAACAUACAAUAAAACAGUGGUGCAUUACUUUCUUUUGUAAUGUAAAUUCUAAUGUAAAGCCUUUACAUUUAAUUUGCUUUAGCAGCCAUUGCGUGUUAGGGGGUUUCAUGCAAUGCUCAGACACUUUCACUGUGUUUCAUGAGAUGUCUGAUCACUUUUUUCUGGAAAUUACUUAUUUUGCUUUUAUGCUUCAGGGGUUCUGAGUUGCAGAAUCCUGGUGUUAGUCUUCAUUGUGAUGUGACAGUUGUCAGCCAUGAUUAAAUCUUCAAACUUUCAUCUGAGAAACAUAGCCAGCACCAGGUUUCCCCAGAGGAUCUUUCUAUACUAAUUCAUGCAUUUGUGGCAGACUUCAAUUGCUAACAAACAUGCACCUUUCCUGACACAACACUUACACUCCAUUCUCUUAAGUCAGUGAUGGGGAACCUUUUACACUCCAGCUGUUGUUCAACUAUACAUUCCAGCAUGCCCUGCUACAGUUUUAGCAUUGCCAAAUAGCAAAACUGUAGCAGGGAAUGCUGGGAUGUGUAGUUCAACAACAGCUGGCGUGCCAAAGGUUCCACAUCACUGCCUUAAGUGAUUGACCUGUAAGAUGGCAAAUUCACUACCAAAUUAUCCCAUACCAUUUAGUGCCCUAGAUAAUAUAGGUCUUGGAUAAAUCAGCAUCUUCUGAUACCUAUACUCCCAAUUGAUCAGUUUGUUCUAACUGCAGGUAGAAUCUCUAUUUCAUUUGGGCUCCCAAGUUUUUAGCUUUAUGACUUAGUAGUAUAUUCAAUUGAUGUUGGAUGCUCUCCAACGGAGAGGAUCUGAAAUGUCACUACUCAAUGCUGGCCGGAAACGGCCACCAUUCCGACAAAUGCAUAUUCGACUUGAUUACAAGUCGAAUCUGCAUCAGCGGCAGACUGUAGAAAACAGCCGUGUUUUCGACAGAAACAUGUGGAUUGGCGAAUAACUCGCCGAUCCAGGUGUUUUCCGACAAGUGACGUUUUUUUCAACAGUCGAAAAAACUACGCUUUCAUUGAGUAGAUCGAAUGCAAAUGCUAUCUAAAACUGUCAAAGUGCUGUUUUUCCGACUGUCAGAAAAACUGUCACAAAUUGAAUAUACCCGUUAUACUCUCUGUAACGCAUAGUUUCAUGCGGUAUGUGAGGCCUCCCCUAGGAAUAAUUAAAACAUGGUUGGGGGUGGGGGGGGGGAGGCUUGGCUGCAUAUCACUAGCCCCCACCCCCAAAAUGCUAUAUUUUGUGGGUCUGUGGUGAGGGGAUGGGGCUGAAUAAUGCAAAUGUGCAUGAUUUAGCCCCGCCCCUACAUACAGAAGCAAUUCCCUGUAUGAUCGCCUCAUCCUGCCCGCUUUACUAGGAAACGUGUUGGAUGCAGGAUAUCUGGCCACUCUUCAGUGAUUGCGAGGGACUGCCUUAAAAAUCAGGAGCCUCCUGGUACUUGUGGAAGAGUAGGCACGUAUGCAUUAAACAGAUCAAAAUAACAAUUGACGUAAACAUUUUUAUGAAUUUUUGUUGAUUGGAACUUUGUCAUAACACACAGUGCUCUCUUCUGUAUUGUGUUGGUUUAUUACUUUUCAUAAUGUAUUCAUAUGUCCUUUAAUACAGUUCUGUGAUUAGAAUACUAAAUGUUCUAGACUAGAAUAAUAUUGUAGGUCACUGAAGUGGCUAAUAAAAGAACUAACUUUACACGCUUGAGUACAUUUGAUUGAAAUAUUUUUGGUACAAAUUAAUUUGUGGAAAAUAAAACCAUGAAAGCGACUCAAGCAUUUUUUUGUCUUUUGUUAUUCUCAUUUGACAUCUUGUAAAUUAUUUCUUUAUAACCGGAGGGCACCAUUAUUACCACCAAAAUGUUGCAGAGUUUGUGGCCUUUGUAGAAUGUUUAGUAACUCUAGGAGCACUGCACUUUGGAAUGACUCCGAGAGAUACAUAUAUAGUAAUUGUUUUUACAGACUGCAUGGAUUAAUGUUUUAUGGAGUGCAAUAAAAUCAAUAUAUACACAA
Molecule: messenger RNA, 5032 nt
Organism: Pseudophryne corroboree (corroboree frog)
Lineage: Eukaryota; Metazoa; Chordata; Amphibia; Anura; Myobatrachidae
Gene: CLN8
Product: CLN8 transmembrane ER and ERGIC protein
Exons: 3
Coding region: 335-1201 (288 amino acids)
Biological process (GO): lipid homeostasis; phospholipid metabolic process; nervous system development
Cellular component (GO): endoplasmic reticulum; membrane
Molecular function (GO): ceramide binding
Source: RefSeq, a predicted model, not a curated record